AUGAAUCCUCACAAGCACAGAAAAAUAGAUUCUUCCACCUUUCAACCCGCCAUGCACUCUUUAUCUGUUGAUGAGAUUUUAUUAGAGCCUUAUAAUUAUCUUUUGUCUAAUCCUGGAAAAGACAUUAGAGGAAAGUUGAUCGAUGCUUUCGAUCAUUGGCUUAAAGUCCCCAAAGACAAAUUGUCCACUAUUACCACUGUUGUUGAAAUGUUGCACACUGCCAGUUUAUUAAUUGAUGACGUAGAAGACGAUUCAGUUUUACGUCGUGGUAUUCCUGUUGCUCAUUCUAUAUACGGUGUACCUGCAACUAUAAACUGCGCGAAUUAUGUUUAUUUCCUUGCUCUAAAUGAACUUACAAAAUUUGAUAAUUCGGAAAUGCUCAAGAUUUACACGUCUGAACUAAUAAACUUGCAUCGAGGUCAAGGAAUGGAAUUACAUUGGAGGGAUACAUUGACAUGCCCUUCAGAAGCUGAAUUCAUUGGAAUGGUUUCAAAUAAAACUGGUGGUUUAUUAAGAUUGGCAGUUAGACUUAUGCAACAAUCUAGCGAGUCAAAGAUCGAUUACGUGCCACUAGUUGAUGAUAUUGGCAUACAUUUUCAGAUUCGCGAUGAUUAUAUGAAUUUGCAAUCGAAAAAGUAUGCUGAUAACAAAGGUUUUUGUGAAGACUUAACUGAAGGAAAAUUCUCUUUCCCUAUUAUACAUUCAAUUCAUAGUGAUCCUAACGAUAGAAGAUUACUCAAUAUUUUGAAACAGCAUACAACUUCUAUUGAGUUAAAACAAUACGCCGUCAAUAUAAUGAAUGAUACCGGAUCUUUUGAAUAUACUCGUAAUUAUUUGACAAAAACUGAAACUUUGGUUCGCGAAAAAAUUGAAAACCUUGGUGGAAAUCCUUUGUUGGAGGAAAUUAUACAUCUUUUAAGUAUUAAAGAAUAA
Molecule: messenger RNA, 933 nt
Organism: Cetraspora pellucida
Lineage: Eukaryota; Fungi; Glomeromycota; Glomeromycetes; Diversisporales; Gigasporaceae
Source: the annotation of a GenBank genome assembly